UGUCGUAAAGUGUUCAAGCAUGCGUCAAACAGAUUGGGCAGCACCAAUUGUCAGUACUUUCGUUUUGUUUCAGUCAGUUCCCCUUGUCAGCAAGAGAUACACCAAAGCUAGGCGUUGCAUUAACUGAUCAAAAUGGGAAGAAAGAGUCAGCGGGCUGCAGCCCUGCAGCUCUCGGUCCCUGCCAAUGGCGCUGCGAUGUGGGACGUGGUGAUCGUUGGAGCGGGUCUGUCGGGUCUCACUGCUGCUUGGGAGCUGCUGAAAUCAAGCCCACAACUGCAAGUGCUGGUGCUGGAAGGCAAAGGUCGAGUGGGUGGACGAACACAAACCGUAAUGUUACCCUGUACCAAUGGGAUGGAUAUGUGGGAUCUUGGUGGACAGUGGGUGGGAAGGACACAACAUUUUGUUCUUGAUCUAAUUAAAGAUCUGGGUCUUGAAAUAUACCCUCAGUACACAAGUGGAUGGAAGUUAAGUCACUUGGGAGGUCCAGACAACAACAUCCGAUCAUAUUAUUUCAAUAUUCCAUCGAUAUCUGUGCUAGCCCUUAUUGAUUUACAGCUGUUUAUUUGGAAGAUUGAGAGACUAAGAAAAAAAGUGGCUGUCAGAAAAGUUAAAUAUUGUCCUCAAGCUGCAGAAUUUGACAGCAUAACUGUGAAAGAUUUUAUGGGAAGACAUCUUUGGACUCAGGAGGCAAAAGAGUGUGUAGACUUGGCUUGCAGGGCUGUCUUUGGGAUGGAGAGCAAUGUCAUGUCUUUUCUUUACUUUUUAAUGUAUUCUUCUGCCUCUGGUGGUUUCAUGCCUCUUGUGGAAGCAACCUAUGGAUCUGCACAAGAAUUCAGAAUAAAGGGUGGUGCACAGCAACUAUCUGAACGACUUGCUGAUUCAAUUGGAAGAGAGAAUAUCCUGUUAAAUUCAGCAGUAACUGCAAUUCAUCAGGAUUUAAACAAAGUUGAAGUGAGGACCAAAAGUAAAUAUUUUUUGUGCAAGAAAGUUAUUGUAUCCUGCCCACCUCAUCUGGCAGCAAAGAUCCAGUAUGAACCUAGUCUGGGAACUGAAAGACAUUACCUGAUGAGUAAGACACUAGUGGGUCACAUGAUCAAGUUUAUUGUCACAUACGAAACCGCAUUCUGGCGAGAUAUGGGUCUCUCUGGAGAAAUUGUGAAUCGAUCUACUAUAGAGUAUCCUAUUUGUGUCACAUAUGAUGCAACCAGUUCAGAAGGUAACCCAGCUAUUGUGGGAUUUAUUUCUGGAGAGCAAGCAGUCAUCUGGAGUCAAGCAACGGCAGAAGAGAGAGAAUCAAAAGUCAUUGCAAGUCUAACGAAAUUUCUUGGGCUUAAUGCUUUGUUUUACAUCCACUAUGAAGACAAGGACUGGAGCCAGGAAGCAUUCAAUGGAGGAUGUCCUGUUAGUGUGAUGGCACCUAAAAUGCUUACAUCUUACUACCCAGGACUCCGCUAUCGUCAUGACAGCAUUCACUUUGCUGGGACAGAGACCGCUGAUGUUUGGUGUGGAUAUAUGGAUGGAGCUGUGCAGUCCGGUCGUCGGAGUGCAUUAGAAGUACUGAUCAUGCUUUCUUUCAAAGACAAAAGCCUGCUUCCAAACAACAGUACAGUUACCAGUAACUCACAAGAUGAACAAGGCAGAAGAGGCUGUUGGCGCUUCUCAAAAUGGCAUCUUCUUGGAGCAACUGCUCUCACAAUUGUUUUUCUGUGGCACUUGGGGAAAAAAAAUAUGAAUUUAAAAACUGAUCCCAUCCCAAAUUUCAUGCUUCUGUCUACAUAGCGAGAAUGGAGUUUUUUGCCAGAUUUUGUACAUCAGAGAGCCACAAAUGUGUAGUUAUUUUAAAUGGCAGACACUUUAGAAUGGUGGUGGCUAUACUCAGUAUGUGACAUCAUUUUGAAAGCACAGCAAAGAUAGACUAUGCAAAACUUUUCUGGCUCAUUCAUGGCGUGCAAGUACAAAUGGAAUUUAAGGAUGUCAGCUUUAUUUUGUUAAUGAAGGUUUAACAUUUCAAAAGUAAGUUACAGAUUUUCUUGAAUACUAAACAUUGAGUUUUUCUUGAUUUUGUUAAAAGCAUAAUUUUUAACUCAUCUGUUAAUUUGACAAAUUAAAGCUUUUUUAGGAUUUAUUUAUUAAAAAGAGUCUAGUCUUGUAAUACUGCAAUUCUGUACAUGUGACUCAAGGUCAUGUUCAGUCUUUAAGUACCCUUUAAAUGUAUUUUCAUUUAUUUGACAUAAUUUUCUACUAGAGCAGGGACUGUGAUCACUGUCACUGAUCCAAUAAUAAGCAGUACAAAAACAUGCCUUAAUAUCACUUUCUCUCAAUGAAAUUAUGUGUAAAGUUGACAGUUAAUUUUUAAUUAAUUUUUUGUUAUUAUUUGUAUUAUUGCUGUCUGCAAAUGUUUUCAGUUUCUUUGUACCGACACUAGAUGGUAGACUUUCCCUUCUUGUACUGCCAAGCACAUUGUAGGUGCCAACUGUGUGCUGUCAUGUGGACUUGUGAAUUUUCUUGCUAAGCUGUAAUAUUUUGUUCGUAGUAAAGAUUUUAUUUUUAGGUUUUUACAUCUCAAAAUAUUUUUUUAACUGGUGGAAGUAACUGAUUUGUUAUAUUAGCAGUGCCCUUUAUACUGGUAUUCUGAGUGCUAGAUAACUUUAAAGGUUAACAGAAAUAAUACAUUAAGAGCUAAAAAAUGUCAUUCAUAUCUUGCAAGCUAUGCACAUAUUUCUUGCAGUUUGAACUAAGAAACAAGGGAGUGAAAAUGGUUGGAUUAGUGAAUGUAUUAACUGAGUCUUUACAUAAUGAAAUAUUGUUUUACAAACCAUGCUAAUACAGGAAAUGAGCAAAUAAAAGUUUAAAAAAAAUAAACAUAAA
Molecule: messenger RNA, 2868 nt
Organism: Polypterus senegalus (gray bichir)
Lineage: Eukaryota; Metazoa; Chordata; Cladistia; Polypteriformes; Polypteridae
Product: probable flavin-containing monoamine oxidase A
Exons: 12
Coding region: 133-1779 (548 amino acids)
Molecular function (GO): oxidoreductase activity
Source: RefSeq, a predicted model, not a curated record